CACUUGUCAACAAUGCAAAAAUGGAGGUUUCUGCAAUUCUGGAAAAACAGGCUGCACGUGCAAACCUGGCUUCAAAGGAAUAGUGUGUAAAGAACAUUGCCCUCAGGGCACUUACGGGAUUGGAUGCAAAAACCUUUGUGAAUGCCGGAAAGAUGAAAUCUGCGAUUAUAUCACUGGACAAUGUUAUUGUCCUUACGGAUUGGAUGGCGAAAAUUGCAAAAAAGGAUGUCCUCAAGGACGUUAUGGUAUACUGUGUGAAAAUCGAUGUCCGAAAUUGUGCCCGACUGGUUACUGCCAGGAACAGCACGGUUUUUGCCUCUGCCCUCACGGUCGUAGGGGCAAGAAAUGUAACAAGCAUUGUUCUCCCUUCACUUAUGGACAGAACUGCCAGCGAAAAUGCAAGUGCAUGUGGAACAACGCCAGAGCCUGUGACCCUCAGACAGGAGAGUGUUUGUGCCGAAAAGGAUUCUCUGGCAAAUAUUGUGAAGUUCAAUGUGAAGGAAAGCUGGAAGACUGUAUGUUGCGAGACGGCGUCCCUGUUGUAGUGUGCGAAGAAGGGUUCUAUGGACGGAACUGUGAUAAACCUUGCCACUGCGAAAAUGCCGUCUCUUGUGACUCUGUGUCAGGACAAUGCCAAUGUUUUCCAGGAUGGAAGGGAAAACGCUGUGAUAAAGCUUGCAGUCCUGGCUUCUUUGGAGAAAACUGCAGUCAGAAGUGCACGUGCAGCAGCAACUCCUUGUGUGACAGUAUUACUGGCAAGUGCGUCUGUCCUCCAGGAUAUCACGGAGUACAUUGUCGGGAGAGAUGCAACCAUGGCCGUUUUGGGUCAAACUGCAAACAUAAAUGCAACUGCCAUAACAAUGCCACUUGCGAUGCAAAAAGUGGUGUUUGCCUCUGUCCCAACGGAUUCACCGGAAGUCGAUGUGAACAUUCGUGUCCUCCUGGAUGGUAUGGUCAUCAUUGCCUGAAGCAAUGUGGUUGCCUGAAUUCUGCACCAUGCUCUCCUGCAUCAGGAGAAUGCAAAUGCCUCGCUGGGUACUCCGGCCGCUUCUGCGAAAACAGUAAAGCAAACUUUAUAUUAAUUUGA
Uloborus diversus is the source of this 1087-nucleotide messenger RNA. Its product is annotated as multiple epidermal growth factor-like domains protein 10. Gene Ontology annotation, molecular function: scavenger receptor activity. Lineage: Eukaryota; Metazoa; Arthropoda; Arachnida; Araneae; Uloboridae. The transcript has 8 exons. The record is from RefSeq and is a predicted model, not a curated record. The coding region runs from base 407 to 1087 and encodes 226 amino acids.